Messenger RNA from Cokeromyces recurvatus, 1626 nucleotides. RefSeq names its product protein kinase A catalytic subunit. Gene Ontology annotation, molecular function: protein serine/threonine kinase activity; ATP binding. Gene Ontology annotation, biological process: protein phosphorylation. Bases 1 to 1626 code for a protein of 541 amino acids. The transcript is spliced from 4 exons. The record is from RefSeq and is a predicted model, not a curated record. NCBI's taxonomy places the organism in Eukaryota, Fungi, Mucoromycota, Mucoromycetes, Mucorales, Mucoraceae.
AUGGCUGAUUUUACAGAUUCUCUUAUUAAAAAUAUAGGUGCACAUUCAUCUAAACCUAUGAUGGCAUCGAUGAAUAUGGGACAAUUAGGAGAAAAGCUUCGUCAAGCACUUCAUUAUGAAGGGAAUGUAACUUCAACUCUUGAUCAAAGUGAGGAUGGCAUUUUACCAAAUACACCUUUAAUUUUUAAUGAUGAUGUAGAAAGUGGGGCCUUUAAAGCAUUUGAAAUUAUGAUGAAGGCAAGCUCUCCAAAAUGGAUGCAUCGUGUUAACUUUGAUGUUAGCGGCGGUGAUAAGGAAAUUCAAGUCUUUGUAUAUGAUCGUGGUAAUAAAUUGCCUAAUGGUGAAGAUCGUUUCUUGGGUAUGUCUAGUAUUAAACCCAACUUGAAGAACAAGAAGACAGUUGAAUUGAUUUUCCCUCUUUGCGCUCGUCCUGAUGAUGACCAAGAAGUGACAGGCGAUGUUCGUCUUCAAGUCACAUACACAAACAAUGCAAAGGUCUACCUUAAACCCGAAGAUUUUCGUAUUGUUCGUAUGAUUGGACAAGGCUCAUUAGGGAAGGUAUAUGAAGUAGUGAAGCGAGAUUCUGGUUGUACAUAUGCUAUGAAGGUCUUAUCCAAGCGUCUUUUGUUAGCAGAGGAUGAAGUGGAUACAGCCUUCAAUGAACGUAAUGUUCUCGUCCAAUCUCUUUCUAAUCCAUUUAUUGCCAACCUUAAAUAUAGUUUCCAAACAACACAUCAUCUUUUCCUUAUUAUGGAUUAUUUCCGUGGUGGAGAAUUAUUUGACUUUUUAGAACGUGAAGGUUGUUUAAGUGAAAAGCGAUGCCAUUUCUUUGCAGCUGAAAUUGUAUGUGCCCUUGAACAUAUUCAUGCUAAUCAUAUCGUGUAUCGCAAUUUGAAACCUGAAAGCAUCUUGUUAGAUGCUCAUGGUCAUCUUGCCUUGACUGAUUUUGGACUCUGUAAGAUAUUGAAGACGAGAACAGAUUUAGUGCAAGAAGAUGAUAGCAGUAAUAGUAGUAGUGUACUCAGUAAGAUGACACCAGAAUAUGUAUCACCUGAAAUAAUAAUGAAGAAACCCUAUGGUAUGGCUGCUGAUUGGUGGAGUUUAGGUAUCUUGAUGUUUGAACUCUUAACAGGAUCCCCUCCUUUCCAUUCCAUGGAUUCAAAUGAACUUCAUCAACAAAUCCUUGAGGCACCCGUCAAGUUCCCCUCUGGUGGUUGUAUCUCUGAAGAAGCCAAGGACUUUGUUUAUCGAUUACUUGAACGUGACCCAAAAAAACGUUUAGGUUCACAAGGAGAUGCUGCAGAGGUGAAGGCACAUCCUUUCUUUAAGGAUGUCCGUUGGGAUCUGGUUUACGAAAAACAGAUGCAACUUCCUUUUACUCCUGAAGUAGAAGAACAAUUAAAUGAAGAGGCUAUUGCAACUGCCUCUGCUAUUGGUAUUCCAAUGACUAAAAUGGAAUCCAACUCAUCAUCGUCCUCUACAAACUUGCCUAUUGCGGAUCAAUCCAAAUUUAAAGGAUUUAGUUAUGUUCGUGAAGAAACGAAUCUAGUUAAAUUAGGAACUCAUCGUCUUGGUAUUCAUCCUGAAGAUGAAGAUCCUGAAAUUGAUUUCUGGUUUAGACAGUAA